UCUCCAACAGUGAAUGCAUUCUCAGCUCCCAGUGCAUACACUGAAGACAGCCAUGUUGUGGAAGGUGUUCCUACUUGUGGGGCUUAUUGUGCUGGGGAUUCAUGAAUGCAGCUUCAAAUUUAUCGAAACCAACAAGAAUGAUGAGUAUUUUGUCAUUUCUGUGGAGUAUGUCGUGUUUCACUUCAAUGAAAACCAGGACGAUAAUUUUGCCUACAAGUUCCUGAGAGUCCGGAGAAGCCAGCGUGAGAAAAAUAAUUUGAUAUAUUUAAUAGACCUGGAGAUGGGCCGUACAAUUUGUGAGAAACACGAUGAAGACAUUGACAAUUGUCCAUUGCAGGAAGGCCAAGGAAAGAGAAAGGCACGCUGCACUUAUAUUUUGGAGCCUCAAGCAUGGAUAACUCAGUUCACCAUCUUGAACAGUACCUGUGUGAAAACUUAAGUGGGGCAGAGGUCUCUAUGUACCUGUAGCCAAAGUCCCCUUUCCUCUGAGGGUGACUGUAGUCUAAGGUCUAUUUUAGAACCAACACAAUUAAAGUCAUCUCACAGAACA
This is a messenger RNA of Phodopus roborovskii (desert hamster), 550 nucleotides long. RefSeq names its product cystatin-12. The transcript is spliced from 3 exons. Bases 14 to 439 code for a protein of 141 amino acids. The record is from RefSeq and is a predicted model, not a curated record. NCBI's taxonomy places the organism in Eukaryota, Metazoa, Chordata, Mammalia, Rodentia, Cricetidae. Gene Ontology annotation, molecular function: cysteine-type endopeptidase inhibitor activity.